AGUGUUCUGUUGCGACCCGACUGACCGUACACUAUCAUACACUAUGAAGACCGUUCUGUGCAUUCUCCUGUUCGCUGCGGCCGUCUUCGCUGUUGAAGAGAAGAAAAAUGAAAAACGCGGUCUACUCGGCCUGGGUUACGGUCUGGGUGCGGCGCCCAUCAGCCACGGGUACUACGGACACGGACUGGGCUUGUACGGUCACGGGAUCGCAUCGGCGCCCAUAGUCAGCCACGGGCUCGCGGCCGCUCCGAUCGUCAGCCACGGGUACUAUGGCGGCCACAGCCUCGGGCUGUACGACCACUACGACCACGGUCUGGCGGCGCCCGUCAUCAGUCACGGCAUCUCGUAUGGCGCGCCACUAGGCUUGGGACAUUACGGCAUCGGACACGGCUGGCACUGAAGUAGACUGUAAGACAAUAGGAACUCCGACCGUGUUAUUUGCUGAAUUGAAAUAAAACAAACAUCUUCUCUGCACAAUUUUAGCGAAUGAUUCGGUUCGGUUACUUAUCUAAUGUAUGUGUGAGUUGUAAAAUUCUGGAUUUUAUUACGUUUUGAUAUU
Molecule: messenger RNA, 559 nt
Organism: Bombyx mori (domestic silkworm)
Lineage: Eukaryota; Metazoa; Arthropoda; Insecta; Lepidoptera; Bombycidae
Gene: CPH32
Source: RefSeq, marked provisional